ACAAAUGGUGAAUGAAGUUCUACAAAAGAAACAAAGUAUUGAAGAUUUCUGUCUCUCUUGUGGAAAAAUGAGAGCGGCAACUUUCCACCCACUGUUUGAAGGAGGCUUGUGCCAAACAUGCAAGGACGUGUACCUGGAGAUAUCUUACAUGUACGAUGAUGAUGGUUACCAGUCCUACUGCACCGUCUGCUGUGGAGGGCGAGAACUUCUGCUGUGUGGCAAUGCCAACUGCUGCAGAUGUUUCUGUGUGGACUGUCUGGACAUCCUGAUUGACCCCGGAGCCUCUAACAGUGCUCGGUACCAGGACCCUUGGCGAUGCUACAUGUGCCAGCCACUCCUGCAGAACGGUGUCCUCAAACGACGGCAUGACUGGAGCAUAAAGCUACAGGAGUUCUUCGCUAAUGACAGGGGACAGGAGUUUGAGAAAACAAAGAUUUACCCAGCAGUCCCUGCAGAGCAGAGACGACCAAUCAGAGUCCUUUCCCUGUUUGAUGGCAUUGGAACGGGUUACCUGGUUCUUAGAGACCUKGGUUUUAAGGUGGACCAGUACAUUGCGUCAGAGGUGUGUGAGGACUCGAUUUCAGUGGGUGUUGUCAGACAUGAAGGAAAGAUCCAAUAUGUCCACGAUGUCAGGAACAUCACCAAGAAAAAUAUUCAGGAAUGGGGUCCAUUUGACUUGGUGAUAGGAGGAAGUCCCUGCAAUGACCUCUCAAUUGUCAAUCCUGCAAGGAAAGGCCUAUAUGAAGGUACAGGGAGGUUGUUCUUCGAGUUUUACCGCCUCCUGAGUGAGGCCAAGCCCAAAGAAGGAGAAGACCGUCCUUUUUUCUGGAUGUUCGAGAAUGUAGUAGCCAUGGGCGUCAACGAUAAGAGGGAUAUCUCCCGAUUUCUGGAGUGUAACCCAGUGAUGAUUGAUGCYAUCGAGGUCUCUGCUGCCCAUCGUGCCCGGUACUUUUGGGGUAACCUUCCAGGAAUGAACAGGCCUUUGUGUGCUUCUGGGAUGAAUAAGCUGGAGCUGCAGGACUGUUUGGAACACGGUCGAGUAGCAAAGUUCGGGAAGGUGAGAACCAUCACCACUCGCUCCAACUCCAUCAAGCAGGGAAAAGAUCAGCACUUCCCAGUGUUGAUGAAUGGGAAGGAGGAUGUGCUGUGGUGCACUGAGCUGGAGAGAAUCUUUGGUUUCCCUGUCCACUACACUGACGUGUCCAACAUGGGUCGAGGUGCCAGACAGAGACUCCUGGGCCGGUCCUGGAGCGUCCCUGUUAUCAGGCAUCUGUUCGCACCACUCAAAGACUACUUCGCCUGUGAAUAGACGGGCACUCGGCACCAGUGAUCACGUUGUGAUUUAAAGCUCACAGCUGCACAUUGUUCCGUUAUAACCGCUCAAAAACUAUCGGCUGCUAGUCCUGCUGUUCGAGGAGCCGGACGGUUUGCGUCCUGUCAGCAGAGAAGCACUUCCUCAAAAGCUGCAGAGCUCAAACCAACAUCUGCUGUUCAACUCUAGAGCCAAAUGAUGCACACUUAAUGUGCUCCACUCUGCCACACAGAACCAAGGCUGAUUAAUGUUGCAGGUUAGUUUGAGUCAGAACACCUGUCCCUGAUGGAGGCUGCAGAGACACUGGAACAUGGCCUUCCAAUAAGACGGCUUGAACAGGACUUCCUGUUUGGAAAAAACACAUUAUUUUUAUUGGGUAUCAGUUGGACAAACAGGCUGCUAAUACAGCCUGUAAAAGUAAGAUUUACUACAAUAUUUGUAUUCAACACAAACAGUUUAAACAGAACAACCAUAUAGGAUAACUAUAAUAUCAAAAAUACUAUAAAUUGUACUAAAAUACUAUACCUUACUACUAAAAUACUAUAGCAUAUUACUAAAAUACUAUACCUUACGACUAAAAUACUAUACCAUAUUACUAAAAUACUAUACCUUACUACUAAAAUACUAGACCAUAUUACUAAAAUACUAUACCUUACUAUACUAUAACUGGGAUGAAACAAGUGAGAAGUGAAAACUACUUUGAAUAAAAUAUUUUGGUUAAUUCUGGGCAAACAAUAAGUCCUCAGAUCUAGCGGGGGUGGGGGGGUAUUAAUACCCUUCUAGUAUAUAUUUUGUUUUUGACCCAUAGUUUUUUUAAGUUUUCUUCCAACAUAAAAAAGAUGCACAUAUUUCAAACCAAUCUCUUAGUUUUACCUUUUAAAUGUUGUUAAAAUGACGUCAGUGUGAAGCGUCACCAAAAUAAGGCUGUUUAUCUUCAGAUCCUAUAAAAAAUUAAAGUGUGGUUCUAAGUUGAUGUUAGGAUGAAGUGAAGGUAAAAUAACUGACUCUUUUUAAACAGAUUAAAAUGAUGUAUCCUUGUUUAAAGCUUA
Austrofundulus limnaeus is the source of this 2361-nucleotide messenger RNA. Its product is annotated as DNA (cytosine-5)-methyltransferase 3B. Gene Ontology annotation, biological process: negative regulation of transcription by RNA polymerase II. Gene Ontology annotation, molecular function: DNA binding; DNA (cytosine-5-)-methyltransferase activity, acting on CpG substrates. Gene Ontology annotation, cellular component: nucleus. Lineage: Eukaryota; Metazoa; Chordata; Actinopteri; Cyprinodontiformes; Rivulidae. The record is from RefSeq and is a predicted model, not a curated record.